AAAAAAAAAAAAAAAAAAAAAAAAAAAAAUACGAAUGAAAACCAAAACCGGUGCAGAUUGAAAGCAUUUCCGAAAGGAUAGAUUUCCCGCUUCUUCCAUUCGCGAGCCCCCCAGAACUGAAAGGAGGAAGAAAUCCGAUCGGCGUGGGUGCAGAGAGCUGUUGCCGUUGGGUGGGUUGAUUUCGGGGUGGUCCGGUCUGCGUUGGAGUGGGUCAAAGGCCUGAUCUUGUUUGGGUCAGGUUGGUUUCAGUUGAGAUUGGGUCAGAUCCGUGGGCCAUCUGCUCGGGUCCGGUCCGUGGGCCAUCGCUCGGGUCAGCUUCGUGGGUCAUCAGCUCGGGUCAGUUGAGUGGGCCAUCUGCUCGGGUCAGAUUCGAGGGCCAGCAGUUCAGCCCAGCAUCUCGGGUCAAGGACGUGGGUGGUCAGUUUCGUGGGUCGGCACCACCAUGGCCGCACCACCACGGCCGCACCACCACGGCCAGGGCAUGGGAGAAGGGGAAGAACAUGCAUUUGAUAGACAAGAAGAGAGGGAAACUUCAUAUGGCAGUCCAGGUGAACGUGAAAUCGACGAUUGCACUCCAGGUACAUCACAUGUAGUGCCAUCGUCGAAAGGUGAUGAUAUGAUUGAGGAGCCAAAGUCGGGCAUGGAGUUCAAUUCAUUUGAAGAUUUGUUUAGCUAUUAUAAGCAGUAUGCUAAGAAAUGCGGGUUUGGGGUGAUGACACAAAGGAGUGAGAGGUCAGAAGAUCAAAGUGUCAGAUAUGUUACUAUUGGUUGUGCACGGGGAGGGAAGGCACGGAUUAAGACAUCCAAUGUUGCCAACCCACGUCCGACGGGAAAGACAGACUGCAAGGCAAGGAUAAAUGCGUUGAGAGUCGAUGGAAAGAUGCAGUUGACAACAGUCAAUAAUUCACAUAAUCAUGUUAUCAGCCCACAGAAAUCUCGCUUCUAUCGAUGUAACAGAGAAGUGAGUGAGACAGUUAAAAGAGUCCUUGACACCAACGAUUUAGCUGGUAUCCGACUGAACAAGAGUUACGGAUCUCUUGUAGUUGGCGCAGGUGGCUUUGAGAACCUGCCAUUUCUGGAAAAGGAUUGUCGCAAUUACAUCGAGAAAGCCCGUCAUCUACGACUUGGUGCAGGUGGUGCUGGAGCACUUCGUGAUUAUUUCUUAAGGAUGCAAUACAAGAAUCAUGGAUUUUUUGCAUUGAUGGAUUUAGACGAUGACGGGAGAUUAAAAAAUGUUUUUUGGGCAGAUCCACGUAGUCGGGCAGCCUAUAAGUAUUUUGGUGAUGUCGUGACAUUCGACACCACAUACCUGACUAAUAGGUAUGGGAUGCCCUUUGCACCAUUUGUUGGUGUAAACCACCACGGGCAGUCGAUUCUUUUAGGAGCUGGGUUGAUUUCCAGUGAGGACACGGAGACGUUUAUAUGGCUUUUCCAAACCUGGUUGCAAUGUAUGGACGGAGUAGCUCCGAAGGCGAUUAUUACUGAUCAAGACAGAGCAAUGAAAAAUGCAAUUGCUAUUGUCUUCCCAGAAACUCGACAUAGAUUUUGCCUAUGGCAUAUACUGAAGAAGGCCCCUGAGAAGCUUGGGGCAUAUGCUGCAUAUAAAAGUGGGUUGAAAACCGAGUUGAUGAAAUGUGUAUACGACACACAAACUAUUGAGGAGUUUGAAAAAUGUUGGUCCGUGUUUAUUAAUACAUACCACUUACAUGAGAAUGUGUGGUUGAAAAGUUUAUAUUUGGAGCGUGCGCAUUGGGUACCCAUUUUUCUAAGAGACCAUUUUUGGGCGGGAAUGAGUACCACUCAGCGCAGCGAGAGUAUGAAUGCUUUCUUUGAUGGUUAUGUCCAUUCAAAGACAAACCUGAAAGAGUUUGUCGACCAGUUUGACAAUGCGCUAAAAAGGAAAAUUGAGAAUGAAAAUCAAGCAGAGUUUCUUUCCUUUAGUGGCACCAUUCCCUGCGUAUCUAGAUCGCCAAUUGAAAAGAAAUUUCAGGUGUUGUACACGAACGCAAAAUUCAAGGAAGUUCAACAGCAAGUUAUCGGUGUGCUUGAUUUGGAUCCAUCUUUACAGACAAUGGAUGGUGUAAUGAAGAGUUAUUUGGUAGAAGAUGAAGUUCGUAUUCAUGAGUUCACAAAACAGGUUACAUAUUUUGUGGAUUUUAAUGUCGAUGACUGCAAUGCAAACUGUUCAUGUGGUUUAUUUCAGAUGAGGGGAAUACUGUGUAGGCAUAUUUUGGCUGUAUUCAAGACAAAUGGUGUAAAAUCAUUGCCAGAUCGGUACAUUUUAGACCGAUGGCGGAAGGACAUCAAGAGAAGAUACACGUUAAUCCGAUCUAGCUACGAUGCGCAGGAUGAGAGGCCAAAUGGUAAUAGACAAUCAAUUCUUCUGAAUAUGUGUUAUGAGAUGAUAGAUUACGCGGUGGAAUCUGAUAACUUCUUUGAAGAUGCCAAGAAGAGGAUACAUGAGAUGACUGGAUUAUAUCGUCAGAACCAUCGACCCAAUUCUAGCGGCCAAACAGUUUCGGAACCUGGGGUUACAAUACUAGAUGGGGCUGUAGUUGGUAGCUCACAACAAGUGAAGAGUCCACUUGUUGUUAGAGGAAAAGGAAGACCUCCAUCUCUUAGAAGAGCAUCCAGGAUGGAGACAGAAAUGCGGAAGAUUAAAGCCAAACAGAAGAAAGCACAAGUGGGUGGAAAACGAAAACAGCGAGAUGACAAUCAUACAGUAGCUAUGGGCACAUAUAGGAAUUUAUUUGGGCCAUCAGAAGCAGAUAUAACCAAUGAUGGACAAUUUACGGUCAUGGACAGUAGUGGGACCACGCAAAGUGUUCAGCCUAUGUUUUUUGGUAGUCAAGAAAGUGUUCAUCCUAUGGUUGGUAGUCAAGAAAGUGUAAGAUUUCUCACUUAUCUAGGCCAUUUUUGUAAUAUUAUUUAUUAUUUGAUAAAGAUUUGUUUAUUUGGAUUAAUCAUAGAUUUUUUAUGAUUGGAUGACACACAACCAAAGCUCCCUGGGUGGAGAUGGGUCAGGAGCAUUGAUGUAAUGAUUUUGUAUAAUUCACAAAAGCAUUGUAUUUACAAGGAGGAGAGCUGGUGCAUGUUUUGUACACCACAAGAUGUGGUGUAUUUUUCCCCUUUAUGAACUUAUUUGGGCAAGUUGGCUGUAAUUUGUAUAUUUUGUAUUUUGUAUAUGUAAAUGACAUCUGAGAAUUUGUUCGUCAGAAAGGAGGAGGCAAGCUGAAAAAUGUGUGAUGUCAGAUUCGGAUGUAUAUACAUAGAUCACAUUUUGAAUUUGUGUUUUCUAGUCGGACAUGAUUUGAUGCCAAAAGACUAUAAGGGGUUAUUUUUUUGUUGAUGUGAUCAAACGGUAUAAAACGGAUUCUUCACGUCUUU
Carya illinoinensis is the source of this 3387-nucleotide messenger RNA. Its product is annotated as protein FAR1-RELATED SEQUENCE 5-like. The transcript is spliced from 5 exons. Bases 443 to 2980 code for a protein of 845 amino acids. NCBI's taxonomy places the organism in Eukaryota, Viridiplantae, Streptophyta, Magnoliopsida, Fagales, Juglandaceae. The record is from RefSeq and is a predicted model, not a curated record. Gene Ontology annotation, molecular function: zinc ion binding.